AUGCUGUGGAGAGUGACCGUUGCCUUAGCCGUGAUGUGUGUCGGAGGGGCGUGCGACAGCGUGGGAACCAACGUAAUGAGCAGACUGAUCAUGCCCAGGGACUAUGGGGUGAAACUGUGCGGGAGAGAGUUCAUCAGAGCCGUCAUUUUCACCUGCGGCGGCUCCCGGUGGAAACGAUCCACAGAAGAGGGAGCAGACCCGUCCCACUGGACCGCAUUCGGCGAUGUUGCAGCUGAAGACGAACAGAAGACCUGGCACCCCGGUACAGACCUCAGGGACGAGAACUCUCCUCUCCCCUUUGCCACCUCUUUCUCCAACUCCCUAGCAGACCUUCUUACCCUCUACAGAGCCACGAAUGAAAGACCUCCGUCAUCUUUAAGCUUCCCAAGCCAGCUGAGCUCAUCCAGGGCUUCUGCUGAGCAGAACAAAGACGCUGCUGACUUGCUCGUAACGAGCAAGAAGAAGAGGAACUUUUCUCUGGGCGUGGCAGGGAUGUGCUGUAGCCAAGGCUGCACCAAGAACGAUAUCGGACGGUUGUGCUGAGGAAGGAAGGGACAGAAAGCU
Messenger RNA from Cyprinodon tularosa, 564 nucleotides. It is a transcript of the gene rln1, whose product is annotated as relaxin 1. The coding region runs from base 1 to 543 and encodes 180 amino acids. Gene Ontology annotation, molecular function: hormone activity. The transcript has 2 exons. NCBI's taxonomy places the organism in Eukaryota, Metazoa, Chordata, Actinopteri, Cyprinodontiformes, Cyprinodontidae. Gene Ontology annotation, cellular component: extracellular region. The record is from RefSeq and is a predicted model, not a curated record.